AUGAAAGGCCACUGUGAGAGGGUGAAUGAAGCGUCCAACGUGAAGCUAUGUUCUCAGCUAAAAGUAGUGUUUCACAUGGCUAAAAACGACAUUGCAGCACUCAGCCAGCAGGACCAAUCGCCUUCGUCAAAUGACAGCAACGCUCGGGAUGAAGAUGUGAAAAGCCUAAAGCAGCAGUGCACUGUCCGCUGGUUAUCCUUGCACAGGGCAGUGGAGGGUAUCAAGCUAAACUGGCCUGCUCUGGUGAAGGAGCUACAUGAAGAGGCUGUUGGAGGAAAUGCCCAAGCAAAAGGCAUCCUUGGUCAAAUCCAGCCAUACUGCUUUAUCGCCUGGACUCACGCACUGGCUGAUGUGCUACCUGUUAUGACCAAACUGAAUUUGGUUUUCCAGAAAGAGGAUGUCAAUCUGGCCACAAUCCGACCAAUGGUUCACGCAUCAGUUGCGGCACUCACACAGUUGAGGGAUUCCCCCGGUCCCGAAGAAGAGAGAUUUCAGGCAGAUUGCCAAAAUGGCAUGUACAGGGAUGUGAAUGUGACACACGCAGAUGACCGGUCCCGGCAGGCUUUCAGUAAUGUCCGCGUACGCUACAUUACACAUCUUAUAGAUGCUUUACACAACCGCUUUCCUGAAGAGUCCCUGAGUAUUAUCACUUGCUUUGACGUCCUUCUGAACCCAUCCCGAUACCCAGAUGCACAAAGUGCUCUUCAAAUAUACGCUGAACCAGCCCUCAGAACCAUUAUUGGUCAUUUUGGCCAAGGGAUUGCCAGCGAGGAUGACUCAGCGCAAGCCAGUGCCCCUCUCAUUGAUGCCACAAGCGCCCACAGAGAUGCCAUCCCCGUGAUGACAGCACUCCGCGGAUACGGAGGCUUGCAUUUCUUACCGGCUUGCGAAGUCCUCGUAAGAGAUUUAGGCAACAUCUAUCCUGAGUGGGCCACACUGGCCAAGAUAGCAUGCGUGUUCCCAGUCUCCAGUGUGCCGGCAGAGAGAGGAUUCUCUCUACAGAACAGAAUCAAAACAGCGCAGCGAAGUCGGCUCGGCGAGAACAAGGUCACACGGCUCAUGCGCAUUGCCAGUUGUGGAGAGACACUCGGGACCUUUGAUUUUAAAUCCGCAGCUACCCACUUCACAGGUCUGAAACAGCGCAGAAAGUAGGCUAAAACAUCAUAAGCUAGGCAUUUUGCUCUAGUUUUGUCAAAGAGUUUGUGUUACAAUUUGUUUAAAGGCUAUUUGAUAACAAGUCGGCAGCUGCAAGCUUUUAUUAAAAUGCUCACGACAGGCCUAUACUCUUUUAGUUUGUGAACAAAUAAUAAUCGUUAUGUUUUAUUUUAUCCGACUAUAUGUAGGCCUAAAGCUGAAGAACAUGGGUUUUUUGUUUAUUUUAUUAUGGCUUGCGUAAUAUAGGCUAUAUUUAUUUAUUUUCCGUUACGCACGAUAUCGGCAGAACUUGUUUGAACUUUUAUUAAAAGUAACUUUUCAAUAAAAGAUACAUCUGAA
Gymnodraco acuticeps is the source of this 1494-nucleotide messenger RNA. RefSeq lists its product as uncharacterized. The transcript is spliced from 3 exons. Gene Ontology annotation, molecular function: protein dimerization activity. The record is from RefSeq and is a predicted model, not a curated record. NCBI's taxonomy places the organism in Eukaryota, Metazoa, Chordata, Actinopteri, Perciformes, Bathydraconidae. Bases 1 to 1152 code for a protein of 383 amino acids.